CAGGGCGAGGAAAGAGCACAAAAUCUUUCAGCUUCUUCACUCUCGAUUCGGAGCCGCCUCUCCGAUUGCGCGAAUUUCUCACUCCGCCCACUUGGUUCCUCAGAUCGUCGUUUCCCGGCGAAGAAUCUAGCUAGCUCUGAUGUCGGUUAACCAGGAAGAAGACAAGAAGCCCGGCGACUCGGGUGCUCAUAUUAAUCUCAAGGUCAAAGGCCAGGAUGGCAAUGAAGUGUUCUUCAGGAUCAAGAGAAGUACUCAACUGAAGAAGCUGAUGAAUGCCUACUGUGACCGACAGUCUGUGGACAUCAACUCAAUUGCUUUCUUGUUUGACGGGCGUCGUCUCCGCGGGGAGCAAACUCCCGACGAGCUGGAGAUGGAAGAUGGUGAUGAGAUCGAUGCCAUGCUUCACCAGACCGGAGGUUCUGUGGCCUGAUCAAUGGCAAUUCUAAUUUCUAGGGUUCUUCUAUGUUUCUGGUGGGUGGUGAUAUUAAAGGAGAUGUCUGUUUUAUGUGGCUUUUGUCAUUCGAACUACAGAUCUCACACUGUAUAAUCCUUUUGGUGGCUGUCAUCUGCCUUUGUGUAUCGUUAUGGUAUUCGCUUGCUGCUGAAACGCUAUUGUUAUAAUUAGAGUCUUUAUUAAA
Tarenaya hassleriana is the source of this 638-nucleotide messenger RNA. RefSeq names its product small ubiquitin-related modifier 1. The coding region runs from base 140 to 430 and encodes 96 amino acids. The record is from RefSeq and is a predicted model, not a curated record. NCBI's taxonomy places the organism in Eukaryota, Viridiplantae, Streptophyta, Magnoliopsida, Brassicales, Cleomaceae. Gene Ontology annotation, molecular function: protein tag activity; ubiquitin-like protein ligase binding. The transcript has 3 exons. Gene Ontology annotation, biological process: protein sumoylation. Gene Ontology annotation, cellular component: nucleus.